Messenger RNA from Psylliodes chrysocephalus, 417 nucleotides. NCBI's taxonomy places the organism in Eukaryota, Metazoa, Arthropoda, Insecta, Coleoptera, Chrysomelidae. The record is from the annotation of a GenBank genome assembly.
AUGAAAACAUGUAUUUUGUCGUCAGAUACUGAUAUCAUAAUUAUGGCAUUAUAUUAUUUUAGAACAAUUGAAGUAAUAGGAAUAAAGGAACUUUGGAUAAAAGUAGGAGCAGGCGCUACAAAACGAAAUGUUCCAUUAUAUGUUCGAUGUGGAACGGAAACUUGUUCGGUACUUCCUGCACUUUUUCACUUAACAGGGGCAGAUUAUACCAGCAAAGUUGGGACCAAACGUGCUGCCCUUCAUGCCGAACCACAAAACCAUCUGUCAAGUUUUGCACAAAUAAGUAUGUCGAAUAUCAACAUUGAAAAGUCUGUAGAGGAUGCAGAGAAAUAUUUGGUAAAAGUAUUACGAAAAAACACAUUUCAUGCAAAACGUUUAGAUAUUGGAUGUAUCAUCACCAAAAGUGUGUUUCUUUAG